AUGGAGAAGAUAUUUCUGUACGGAUUGGUUCUGUGCUGGAAUGUUAUUCUGUGCGCAACCUGUGAGCUUUCUAAUAUUACGAUUGUGCUGGAAAAGGAGGAAUGUGGAGCCUGCAUCUCUGUGAAUGCAACUUGGUGCUCAGGAUACUGCCACACCAUGGAUCCAAAUUUAAUGUACCCACAAACAUCCGAGAAGCAAGGUGUCUGCACGUACACUGAGGUCAUUUAUGAAACAGUGAAAAUUCCGGGAUGUGCUGAGAAUGUAAAUCCUUUCUACACUUAUCCUGUAGCUGUUGACUGUUACUGUGGACGAUGCAAUUCAGAAACCACUGAUUGUACAGUGAGGGCUUUGGGGCCUACUUACUGUUCUCUGAAUGAUGCCUAA
Staurois parvus is the source of this 384-nucleotide messenger RNA. The record is from the annotation of a GenBank genome assembly. NCBI's taxonomy places the organism in Eukaryota, Metazoa, Chordata, Amphibia, Anura, Ranidae.